Prorocentrum cordatum is the source of this 1932-nucleotide messenger RNA. The record is from the annotation of a GenBank genome assembly. NCBI's taxonomy places the organism in Eukaryota, Dinophyceae, Prorocentrales, Prorocentraceae.
CCGAUGGGUCCCACGGAGAGGUAAGGACCACAGCCCCCCCAGUCGUGGCUGGCCCGCCCUGUGUCCUCGGGGUCCCCCGGGGCGCCCGAAGUGGGGUCCUCGGGGUCGCCUGGGGCGCUUGGCUGCCUCUCGUGACGGCUGCAUCGCGGCAUCCAGGGCACAGCACUGCAGAGCAGGCAUCUCUGCCAACCCCCGAGACAUCGUGGUCAACGUCGUGAUCUACAUGCAUGACAGAACACAGCAACGACGAGCACAGCACACAUCGUGUCACGCAGAGUAUACACCUUGUACAUGUCAGGCAAGAGUAGAUCAAUGCAGACAUUGCCAGAUACGCAUCCACCACAGUGUACACAUCAUGGCACGGCAGAGAAUACCAAACAUCAGGAGCGAAGUACGCACAAAACGCACGUAGAACGCAUACCACAACAAGGCACAGCAUAGCAGACACCGUGAUCCGCAGAGCACAACACAGCUGAUGAUACAUGUUUCGCAUCAGCCACUUGGGCCAUGGGCCAUGGGCGACGAGGCGCGGGUUUGCUAAUAAAGCUGCCAUUUGGAACGAAUGUCUGGAAUCUGCCUCAAAGUUCCAUGGAGGACUUCUGUGUGUUCCACACUCCCCACCCGCUGUUGCCGGAGCGUUGCGUGGAGUGCAUACAUGGGCUGGAAAGGUGUGAGAUCAACAGCGGCGUCAACUUGAAUGGUAUCUCCAGGCUCCACCUGUAUGAAAUUGCUACUCGUAAGAUUGAGACGAAUAACCAGAUUACCCCAAUGCGAUCCCCGCCAUGCGGAACAGAAGCCAAUGCCUGGCGCGGAAACAUGGGCUGAAAAAUAGCGGCGUGUCCCAUGAACCGCCUCAGCAGCGUCCGCAGAUGCCACCGCAUCUCGGGUCAUUUCCCCUGUGAUGAACACGGCAAAUCCAGCGAAGGCGCCUGAGCGGUCACACACAAACGUCAGCCUGCGAGUGUGCUUCCCAAUGAGAGCCUUAUUGUUGGAAGGUAACCUUGCAAAGUCGAGCUCUUCAAAACAUUGCGGGUGGGCUAUCGCGCAACUUGCGAAAGGAAAGUUGUCGAUGCCUACGACAAGCCUGCCCUGGGGAAAGGCCUCCCCAACCCGGUAUCCAUCAGGCGACCCUGCGUCAAGCAGCUGCUCUUUUGUGGGUAUCUCCACAGGGACCAGCCAGCUCCGUGCCCGUGCAGGCACCGUCCAUGGCCCCAUCACAGCUUCAAGCGACUGUUUUGCAUGACGCGCAAACGCAUCGCGCAGUAUCGCUGCGGCCCCCUCGCAGCCAGCAAUCAAACCGAUCAACUCGUGUACAACGAGGUCGGCUUUUACUGGAAGGACCACACUCGAGCUCUCACCCUGCUUCACUUCGAUCUUAGAAGCCCACGCAUCAUGGGACGCGUUGAGAAAUCUGCUGGCAAGAUUAGCUACGUCAGGAUCCACCUCAAUUGCAAAUACCUGACCUGCACCUGCUUUGGCUGCCUGACCCGCGAGAAGCGCAAACGGCCCUGUUCCAAUGUCUACAACUACGUCUCCAGUCUUUACAACUUCCUGCAGUGCUUGCGCAUACGCCUCUGUCCGAGCAGUGUCAGCAACCAUUUCGUCGUACAUCUCAUGGCAAUACCUUCCCUCUAAGUUCUCAGGCGUGAGCAUGUCGACGGUGGAUUCCAGAAGCGCCCUGGACUGUACAAGCCUGCUGUGGAUACGUGCAGCCACGGCAAUUAGAAAGGAAGUGAUGAUAUCAAAAAUAACUACAGACGACUUCCUGACUGAGCACCCAAGCUCAGCCAAUGACUGGCGCAGCAGGCAGUAAAAUUAAAAUCAGCACCAACUCUCAGAGAGCAAGAGCACAACUUUAGCCGAGCAUGCACCACAGGAGCUUGCAGAAUCGGCGCCUGCCUGAAUGCGAACCUUGAACCAACACGGCGACUU